AUGCCAUUUGGCUGUUUAACUCUUGGUGAGAAGAAGGAUUAUAACAGCCCCUCAGAGGUCACCGAUAAAUAUGACCUCGGACAGGUGGUCAAAUCGGAAGAGUUUUGCGAGAUUUUCCGGGCCAAAGACAGGACCACGCUGAAAAUGUACACCUGUAAAAAGUUUCUCAAAAGGGAUGGCAGGAAGGUGCGGAAAGCGGCGAAGAACGAGAUUCUAAUCUUAAAAAUGGUGAAACAUCAUAAUAUCCUCCAGCUGGUCGAUGUCUUUGAGACCAGAAAAGAGUACUUCCUCUUCCUCGAACUGGCCACGGGCAGAGAGGUUUUUGACUGGAUACUCGACCAAGGUUACUACUCAGAGAGGGACACCAGUAACGUGAUCAGACAAGUAUUGGAGGCAGUGGCUUACCUCCACUCUCUCCGCAUCGUCCACAGAAACAUUAAGUUGGAAAACCUGGUGUAUUACAAUCGCCUGAAACAUUCCAAAAUUGUCAUAAGUGACUUUCAUCUGGCUAAACUGGAGAACGGCCUGAUCAAGGAACCCUGUGGUACUCCUGAGUAUCUGGCCCCUGAGGUGGUUGGCAGACAGAGAUACGGCAGGCCUGUCGACUGCUGGGCCAUCGGUGUGGUGAUGUACGUCCUACUCUCAGGAAAUCCCCCUUUUUACGACGAAACCGAUGACGACGACUAUGACAAUCACGACAAGAACCUUUUCCGGAAGAUUCUGGCGGGAGACUACGAGUUUGACUCGCCUUAUUGGGAUGACAUCUCAGACUCAGCUAAAAGCCUGGUGGCUUCUCUAAUGGAGGUCGACCAGGACCAGAGGCUCACGGCACAGGAGGCCAUCAAUCACGAGUGGAUAUCCGGGAAUGCUGCCUCAGAUAAGAACAUUAAGGAUGGAGUGUGUGCUCAAAUUGAGAAAAACUUUGCCAAAGCUAAGUGGAAGAAAGCGGUGCGAGUGACCACUUUAAUGAAGAGGCUCCGUGCUCCAGAUCAGAGUGACUCCGGGGCCUCCAGUCCUGCAUUAGGGGCCUCAGGUGGUCCUGUUACGCCCAGCAACACCCCCAUACCUGCAGCCGCCACUCCGGAGGCUCCCCGUGGUCUAACAGAGGCUCUAGGCCAAUCAGAGAGCAGACCAGAACAGGGCGUGGCGUCAGCACGGUGUAACGGGGAAAUAGCCGCGGCACCUCAGUCCGCCGUACAGGCCUCAGAACAGCAGAAAGACUAA
Messenger RNA from Chanos chanos (milkfish), 1224 nucleotides. RefSeq names its product CaM kinase-like vesicle-associated a (gene camkva). Gene Ontology annotation, molecular function: protein kinase activity; ATP binding. Bases 1 to 1224 code for a protein of 407 amino acids. Lineage: Eukaryota; Metazoa; Chordata; Actinopteri; Gonorynchiformes; Chanidae. The transcript has 10 exons. Gene Ontology annotation, biological process: protein phosphorylation. The record is from RefSeq and is a predicted model, not a curated record.